This is a messenger RNA of Cyprinodon tularosa, 1329 nucleotides long. RefSeq names its product transmembrane protein 205. Lineage: Eukaryota; Metazoa; Chordata; Actinopteri; Cyprinodontiformes; Cyprinodontidae. Bases 148 to 714 code for a protein of 188 amino acids. The transcript has 4 exons. The record is from RefSeq and is a predicted model, not a curated record.
CAACCGCCAUAAAACCGUAGAAGAAGAAGCAGAAGCCCCGCCCGCCCAGAGGGAACAGCUCUGUCCGCUUGGAUCAGACCGCAGUCACUGCUUCAGCUCUGCUACCUUCUGUCACUCAGAGCAGAGAGGAGAGAAGGUCUGGAGAAGAUGCCCACUGACCAGGAACCAACCUACACUGUGAAGCUGCUGCAGCUGCUGCUCCUCUCCACCUACUGGGGGAUGCAGAUAUGGGUGACUUUUAUUUCAAGUUUUAUAAUGGACCACAACCUGAACCGACACACGUUUGGGUUUAUCCAGAGUCGCCUUGUUCCUUUCUACCUCCACCUGGGUUCAGCCUGCGCCUUCUUCAACCUCACCAUCUAUGCUGUGUAUCAUCCCAGAGACAUCAUGGAUGACAGGGAAUCCUUCCAGAUCUUCAUCUUCUUCGUGUCGGUGACGGUGGCGGCUAUCAACGCUCAGUGGUUCGGCCAAAUGACGUCAGAGAUCAUGGCAGACAUGCAUCUUAUCGAGCAGGCAUGCGGGCUGGGUCAAGAUAUCGGGCUGUCGUCCAACCGCGAGGCUUACGCCAAGCUGUGCGAGUCGGACGUGAAAUACAAACACCUGAGCAGGCGCCUGUGGCUGUACCGCCUGCUGUCGUCCCUCUGUAACCUCUGCUGCAUAGGCUGCAACUUCUACAGCCUGUCCUACAUGGCCGAGAACCUGGUGAAGCUAUAAACCUCACACACACACACAGGCUGGAAUCUGACCUCUACUCCGGCACAACUGCACGGUUCCACCUCAACAGCAGCGGAUAUAUUUUUAAAUAUGAGGUGAAAAGUCAGGAGAGUUAAAUUUUUCCUUGGUUUUAUCGGAUAACAAAAGGAAGGCGACUCAUUCUGUCAGACACGCCUCUCGUCUUGCCUUUUUACGGAGACUGCAACCUUUCACCUAGUUGGGCUGACAGCUGCUCUGAUGUUGCUCCUGUUUUACCUUUGCGGUUAAUAUGGUGUCCUGAAAUUAAUUUAAUGUUGUUUUUUUGAUGAUUUGUUUUCUAUGUGGGACAAUGAGGGAGCAUUUGGAUCAGGAUUUCUCCAUUCUGAUAGAAGCACCUGGACCUUUAGUGAAGGAGUUUUCCUACUCAUGCUCUCCCUGUUUAGGAUGGAGUUCCUUCUGUUGUAGUUUUGCAGGUUUGUCUGGCUUUGUUUUUUUUUCCUUUUCACAAUUUAGAGCUGAAGACUGCACUUUAUCUGUCUUUCCAUCUCCUGGCUGGUUGCAGAAUGACAAACACUCAGGUGUGCAGGGAGCCUCUCCGCACCUUUAUAUCCAGGUUCUAUUUGUUAUGGAGUCUGA